Molecule: messenger RNA, 715 nt
Organism: Papaver somniferum (opium poppy)
Lineage: Eukaryota; Viridiplantae; Streptophyta; Magnoliopsida; Ranunculales; Papaveraceae
Product: major latex protein 146-like
Exons: 2
Coding region: 133-597 (154 amino acids)
Biological process (GO): defense response
Source: RefSeq, a predicted model, not a curated record
AACUGAUAUUACUAUAAAAGAAUAGGUCAUUCUAUACAUAUAUAGACAAAGACCAUCCAUUCCGUCUAUCCACUUGCUAGAUUUCGAUAAUUAUUUCAAAUCAUCAGUACUAGUAUUACUGCAGGGACGGCCAUGGCUGAUGCGAUGGGGUUUGAAGUUGAAGUCAACUGCUCUGCCAAUAUGUUUUAUGGAUUUUUCAAGAACAAAGUAACUCAACUCGCGAAUCACUUUCCCGAAACUUAUAAGAGGAUUCAAGUUAUCAAAGGAGAUGGAACUAGUGUUGGCAGUGUCUGCCUCUGGAAAAUAGAGCUCGAUGGUCGUUUUAUCACACAGAAGGCGGAGAUGAUAGCUGUGAACAGUGAAAAUAAGUCCAUUACUUGGAACUUUUUGAAGGGAGGAGACGUGAUGAAUCUUUACAAAAGCUUUCAGAUCAAACUGGUCUCCGUCACUCCAACUGGUGAAGAAUCCUGUUUGGUAGAAUGGUCUGUAAAUUAUGAGAACGCCAGAGGAGAUUAUCUUCUUAUUCCAACUGGUUUUAUCAACUUGCUGCGAAAAAUUUCCGUUAAGUUGCCUUCUCAGCUAAACAAACAGGGCUAAACACCUGACUGUGUUCAUGGGAAUGCAACCACGACGACUACUGUAAUAAAAGCUGUGUAGAGAUACUACACCUAAUUAAUUUAAAUAAAUUCAGUACAAAGUUGGAUGACCUUUUAAA